AUGGCUUAUUCUCCGGGAGACAAGAUAUUUGCAAAGGUUAAGGGUCAUCCACAUUGGCCAUCAAGAAUUAACUUACUGCCUGAAGAUGUCCCGAUUCCAAAAGGGAAAUACCCAAUAUUUUUCUAUGGCACACAUGAAGUUUACUUUCUAACUCCAAAAGAUAUAUUUCCUUAUGAAAAAUUCAAACACAAGUAUGGGGUAACUCGAAACAAACCUGCUUUCCAGGCUGGAUUACGGGAGAUAGAAGAAAAUCCUGAUGUACUUCUCUAUAAUAAGGAUCCUGAAGCGGAAGUAUUUUUGGCUCAGUUUUACUCGUUCAAACGUGAAUGUCAGAAUACGAAUGUUGCAGCACAAACACCGAGUCAGAAGCGGUCAAAGUCAACUUCAGCUGAAACGGAACAUGGGAGACUUGCUAAACGACCGCACACCGAAUCUCCCAACAGCAACAGUCCUGUCAAGUUUCAUCCUCGCACUUCUCAGAGGGGUGGAAGAAGUAGUUUAACUAAAAGUAAAAGACAAUCGUCUGCUACAGAAGUUAAAACUGUAAGACCAUCUGUCCAACCGGCUCCUGUGGAAUCGGCGAAUUACGUUCCUGAAGACUCUCAACGUGUUUCAACUCUUCGUCUUCGCAUUCGCAAACAUUCUACUGGUUUAAUAUUGUCGCCGGAUUCUGUUUCUCCGUCCUCGCCAUCUACACCAGAGUCAACUGCAACUUUAGAAGCCCGCCAUGCUGAACCAGAACGAAUACAACCAUCUUCUGAUCGGUUGAAGAUCAUCAUACGUCAAAAUACAACAAUGUCUCCAAUAAUGUCAACAGAGGAAAAAAUGAAACAAAGACCUGUGGUUUCAGUAACUCCUACGCCUAACACAGCAGGUAGUAAUAGCAUAAACCAAUCUGAGGCUAAGCGUCCACGCUCUACAGCUGUUGUUACUCCCCUUCUUCGGAAUGUCCUACCGGAAUUGAGUGAUGACUCUUCUGACUCUGAUGUUUCUAAAACUGAUGAGAGUCUAAAGAUGAACAGCACUGAGAAAAAGGGAAAAUCAUCUUAUAUGGAAGAAAAGUCGGAAAAUAGUCAGAAUUUGGAUCUUUCUGUCCAUCGAACUCAUAGCAUUCGCUUAAGAAGAAAAUUUUCAAAGCAGGUGCAGGAUUCUUCUGAAAUAACCAUUUCACAUGUCGAAGACUCACAAAAGACGACCCCAAUCACUAGUCCAGAGUUAUCAUCCAGUAAUUGGCACAAAACUGUGGCGUUGACGUCUAAAUGUGGUGAUAUUAAAACAAAUUCAACUAUUAGUUUGGAUUCUAUCGUCGAUUCUAAGAGUGAUGUUCCAUCUACACCGAAUCAUGAAAUUAGUAAAGACAAGGAACAACAGUUAAAAGAUUUGGAUACUGAAGAACGCCUACUGUUGAUUGAUCGUUCCAUAAAAUCCAGUCUGGUCCAAGGUCACGAAGAUAUUGCGACGUGUGUGGACAAAUUGGAACAUCUCGAUAAAAUGGCUAUAUCUCUACCAAUAAUGGCUAGAUGCUGGACAGUUGUGGAAACAAUACGAAAAUGUCGUCGAUAUAAACGUUCUCUGGAGGUUAAAAUUGCAGCACAGAAGGUUUUUAAUAAAUUUCUACAACUCUAUGCUACUGCAGAUAAAAAUGAACUGGAUUUAGCUCAUGCUGAAUUAGUCAAACAUCAACAGCGCCACAUGAGAAAGCAUUCUGCUAUGUUACAUAAAGUUGAUUCACCAGGAGGCUCUGUGUCAGCAUCCAUCACUUCUCUUCCUCCAUAUACUGGACCUAAAUCAAUGGCUGAUUUAUUUCAGUUGACAAUUCGUCCUACGAAAGAUGUACAUGACAGUAAAGUAAUUCAUCAUGACACAACCAAAAACAAUCCAGAAACUUUACAGUCACCAUCUUCAGUUGAUGCAACUCCGAAUUCAUCUCAAGCUUUCGAACGAUGUGAGAGACCUACAAAUACGAUUACUACUUCUUGUGUCCCGUCUAAUUCUGCUACUGAAACUAUCGUCUCUUCUAUGUUUAAGUCACAAUCCCCUCUACUGCAUUCAUCUUCGAAUGUAGGUGAUCAAUUGGGUGUUUCUCUUCAGGAUAUUCCACUUCCCGAAGAAGCACCUGUUAAUCUAACUCAACCAAAGAAAACCACCGAUCCUUCCAGUCCUAUAACUGAGAAAACCAAGGACUUUUCUGAGCUUCUGGUACCUGAGGAUAUUGAUGGUGAGUUUGAACUUUUAGAUGAAUAUGAAGAACCACAAGAAAUAAAUGUUGCCCAACCAGCUGAAUGUAGGUUUCCUUCCCUUCAAUUUUCUUCUGAGCCUGAAAGCUUUUUGAGAAAUAAGGAUGUAUCUCAGUCAACGUCUGCUCAAGCCAACUUCGUCAUUACACCUAUGCUAAACACCAAUUGCGUGCCACAAAUGGCGUACUUUGGUUCGUUUCCUCCGCAGUCUGUGGUUAAUAAUAAUAAGCUGUAUCCUUAUCCUGUUUUCGCAAAUGUACAAAUGCCAAAGACAACACCACCUCAGUCUUCUUCGCGUGCUUAUAUCCCACAUUCACUUCACCCUUCAGAACACCCACCUCCACCUUACAGACCGUAUAUUCCAACUCGCUGCGAUCUUGAACAAACUCAUGAACUUAUCACUUCUCUUGAUAUGUGUUCUAACGUUACGAAAGAAGUUAAUCAAUCGCAUCAAAUUAUAAAGAAUGGAGUUGUCUCAGAAAUUCUUCAAUCUUCUAAAAAUUUGCACCCAGACUCUGAUAGUCGGAAAAUUCAUGAUCCAUCAAAUAGCAACAUUUUAGCACGAGAAACUCGAACGCCACCCCAUCGAGGACGGAGUCCACACGCGCUCCCACACCCCUUAGAGCACUAUCAACGUUAUCUUACUUCUGCUCUUAGUUCAGAAGAUGAAGCCAGUAGAGAUAGUACUUCUCAAAGAUUCAUCUACAAGCACCAUCACUCUUCUCAUCAGUCAUCUCAUAGUGACGCAAAUUCAGAUAAGAUAAAGACUCAGCAGUCUCCUGUUAACGAUAACUCUCAUGGUGAAAUAUCUAUUGUAAGUUCAUCUGGCGAAGACCUUGAUACACGAAUUGCGCGCUUGUAUAAUCUGGCCAUGCGCAAGAGUAAUAUUGCAACCUCCAACACUCCAGAAGCAUUUACAGACGCCAGACCUAAAGUACAAAACCCAACAACUAACCCUAUAGGUUCGCCACCUCCUCCGCCACCUCCUCUUCCAAUAUCUCAGCGUGUACUCUUCACUCACAGACCGCAAAACCCGUUGCAUUCAAGUACGUCCGAUCAACUGACUUCCUUAUCUUUACAGCGCGAGUUAAGAAUGUCGUCUCAAAGCGAUCAUUCUGAUAACAGGAGAAUUAGUAGUGAAUCAAAACACAUGGAACCUACUAUUAAUGAUCAAAAGAGCUCUGGCAUUUUGAAUGCACAAACUCAAUAUUUCGCCGCAAGCUCCUCGCGUCACCGAUCUGGCUCUGAUGCUGUUGUCGUCACCACAAAUCAUCUGUCUGAAAUACCAUCUAAAGAUUUUCAGCAACAAAAACUGAAUGCAUCCGCGAGUGACCCUGGUACGCACAUUUCUGAGUACAGUGCCGGAUUUACUCGCCCCCCACGGAACUCAUAUCCCAGACGACCGUUUGUUAACCAUCCACGAGGUGGCCAUCAGUAUCGUGUACAUCCCAGACGUCAUUAUCAAACAGCACUAACUCAUCCUAACUUCCCACGUCCUAAUUUAAAUCAAACAAAUGUGGAUGAACCACCAUUCUCUGGUCGACGUCGUUCCGGUAGAGAUGAUGAUCGAGAUAUUUAUUCAAUGCUCGGUGUUUGA
Heterobilharzia americana is the source of this 3834-nucleotide messenger RNA. NCBI's taxonomy places the organism in Eukaryota, Metazoa, Platyhelminthes, Trematoda, Strigeidida, Schistosomatidae. The record is from the annotation of a GenBank genome assembly.